Austrofundulus limnaeus is the source of this 215-nucleotide messenger RNA. RefSeq names its product G2/M phase-specific E3 ubiquitin-protein ligase. Lineage: Eukaryota; Metazoa; Chordata; Actinopteri; Cyprinodontiformes; Rivulidae. The record is from RefSeq and is a predicted model, not a curated record. Gene Ontology annotation, molecular function: ubiquitin-protein transferase activity.
GUUUAUGGAUGGCUUGCAGACAUUGGGUGUUGCCAAUGCCAUAGUAAACCAUCAUGACCAGAUGAGACCCCUUUUUGUUGGAGGACUUCGUGCUGUCAGUCUCGAAGACAUGCAGGGUCUCUUCCAGCUGCACCUCUCUGAACCUGGGAGCAACAAUAGAAGGGUGGAGAACCAGACAUUACUGUUUUGGAAUGACUGGUUGAUGGAGGUGGAUG